CUUAGGUGGAGCUUCGAUGUCAAUAGCUAUGGACGAGGAAGCUAUCGGGGAGCAUGAGUUGAAACUUCGAAAUCUACUUGCAACCCUGCAUACCGACGUAGAUUUGUCGAGACCUCAAGGCUCUGAAAACAGAGACAUGCAAGUUUUUGAAAGGAGAUUAUUUGAAGCAGAAGAUUUGGUGCAGAGAACAAAGAUUGAUGCUGUGUCUAAACUUCAGGAAAAACGAGUUGAACAAUACAGAGAAGAUUUGACAAAACUGCGAGAACAGCUGGGAAUUAUGGAGGAUGAAGAGGAUGAGGAGAGGGAAAAGUCAGAAAAGGAGCCACUGAUGAGUCACAAAUCUCCUAUUGCUGUUUACGGAAUUCAAACAGCAGCAGCAGAAGACUCUCUCGCUAAGGAUGAAGAGAAGGCUACUUGCAGUUGUACCAAUAUGAUUUGCUAUGUAAUUUUUGACUGCUUUCUGGAAUGUUGUAAUGAUUGUAAUUCUUGCUGUACUAAGUGCCCGACAAAUUGUAUGGUUACUGACGUAGAGCGGCAUUAGACUCUGUAUCGGCCACUGUUUAGUAAGGAACAGUUGCAAUUGGAUAGAGCAGAGAGUAGUUGAUAUCAGGCCUAGGUUUAUCUCUUUAUAUCAGAAUUGUAGUUUGAAAUUUGA
This is a messenger RNA of Corticium candelabrum, 655 nucleotides long. RefSeq lists its product as uncharacterized. The record is from RefSeq and is a predicted model, not a curated record. NCBI's taxonomy places the organism in Eukaryota, Metazoa, Porifera, Homoscleromorpha, Homosclerophorida, Plakinidae. Bases 17 to 541 code for a protein of 174 amino acids. The transcript has 5 exons.